Molecule: messenger RNA, 8187 nt
Organism: Porites evermanni
Lineage: Eukaryota; Metazoa; Cnidaria; Anthozoa; Scleractinia; Poritidae
Source: the annotation of a GenBank genome assembly
AUGGCUAAUUAUCAAACGUUAGUCAGAUUGCUUGUUGUGGUUAUCAUUUACCCUCUAAUGGCUGAAUGUAGAACUCCUGCAGACGACCAUUCUGAGGGUCGACGCCAUUCGUCGUUGCGGGGAAAUAUAUCGUGUCUGCGCCCUUGUCUUUGGGAUACCCGACAUCAGCAGAAGCGAAAGGUAUGUGUGCAGUAAUUAUGAAAUUUUGAGAGCGAAUUUGAGCUGAGCAACAUAAGAAAGGCCAUUGCUAUGCGGUACACAGAAUUGGUGAAGCAACACCCAAGCAUCCGCUUCUGCGGGGAUCGACGGACCGACAUCCUGUUCAUAUGGGUGAACAUUGUUUAGUAUUGUCGUGAAUAUAUUAAUAUGCGAAUAUCCCCCAUACGCUUAUUGACAGUUUUCAGUACCUUUUUCAUCUCACUUUGCCCAUGAAACCACUGCAUUGAGCAAACUUGUAGAUGUGUGACGCUGCUAUGGCAGCCAUUGGUUAAUGCGCACAUUUGAGAAUUGCCACAGACUUGUCGGGGAGUAUUCUGUCACUUCUGUUGUUAGGUACUGCCGAUUACUCCAUAGUUAACAAAUUUCAAUUAGAGUGUUUGAUAAUGUGUGAAAAUAAACGAAUUUGCUUUUAAUUUCCGUCAUUUUAUUUCACGAGUUCCAUGCCAGAUGUUUUUUUGACAUCAUGGGUCAUGCUUUCCGUUAGGGGAUUAGAUUUUUUCCUUCUAAUUUAUUCUGUUUACAGUUGAUGUCUUUUGAUACGCAUGUGUUGCUAUACAUAAAGAGUAGUAUUACUGUAUUUAGAAAUUUUGAGGCGCUUUGGUAAUGAUCGAAAAUUCUUUUAAAUUUAAGUUUUCUAAGAAAUAUUUUUAUUUUUAUUUUGGUAUGUGACCUUUCGGGAUUACGUGCUGGUUAAAUUGUUGGAUGAUCGUGCCGUCGCCAGCGUUCAACACGCAUUGAAGCCAAGUGGCAAAGACGGAUAUGAAGCCAGUAUUUCAAUUAAACACGUGUCGGGAUUGUCUUGCUGCAAGAUUGUGGCGUGGCGUUUUGAUUAUUGCAGGUCGCCGAGACAUAAUAUUGAGAUGUUCACGCAAGUAUAUCAGAAAAAUAGGACUCGUGAUAACGAAAAUUGCGAAAUAUUCUGUAAACUUUGAAAAGCAAGAAAAAAAAUGAAAAUGAAAUGUAACAUAUAUUUACAUGAUAGGUACAUCUAGAAUGUGGCAGUGUGCUAAGGCGUUGCUUCAGCUAUCCAAAUUUUCAUGAUCAGUGGCAGAUCUAGAGGACUAUAGGGUAGAGAUAUUUUGUUUCGUUUAGAAAGCAUCCCUUCCCCCCACCCCCUUCCUUUCCCGGAAGUGUCAUAAAAAAUUGAUAAGGUGUUACUGAAGGAAGCUGAAGCUCAUUAGCUAACCGCUCCUUGGUAUGGAGAAAAGGUUGAGACCUCAGACUGCCCUGCCAGUUCAGAGCGGCAAAUUGGGCGCGGGAAAUCUAGUUUAGUCCUUUCCGCACGCUUUCCCGUCGUCAAACGACGUCCAUGUUCUGUUGCUAAAUCAGCCUGGUGACUGGGCUCCUCCGCUUUUGGCUCCAUCGAUCAGCAGAUGUCCGAAUGGUGGACGGCCACGUUUUCCAGCCGCCCAACCAUGGAGGCUAAAGUUGCUGACUAUGGCUGAAAAUCUUUUAAAGCAGGAGCGUGCUCCUUUAAAUGCAAAAUUGGAAGAACUAGUGUUUUGAAGGAUUAGGAAGUGAAUUGUACCCGUGGAUUGUAACAGAAGGCGUGCGAUCUGUAACUUGGAAAUCUUCUCUAGUCUUUAGAGAGUUUCAGAGCGGAGUGUAGGGUGAACACGGCCAAUAUCAUUUUUCUAAAUUAAAAUCAUAGAAAAGUGAAAAUAAUAAUAAUGAUAAAAAAUAGCCUGCGUGCAGACGUCUCCUAUUUCCUUUUUGUUGCAUGCGGAAAAGAGACUAAUCUUCGUUUUUAUUCUGAGUUUUUGUGGGUGCUUUAUGAGUGUUUCACAGCGUUUGUUGAACGCUCCCAACACGCUACCAUGGUUUAUGUGUGAAAAGAAUGGAUUAUGUAUAGCUGAGGUUUAAACAAUCUUGUUAUUUUAUUGUCUGAUCAGAUGAAGAGUGCCUUUGUUUUCUAAACAGACAAAUUCCUUGUAUGAAUGUAUCAAGCAAUGUGAGGAAGGCAAGGCUCCUAGAGGUACGGAAGACCUUUUUUCCAUAAUCAGUUUAGCAUUUUGCCUCAUAAAUGCUGAUAGCUAAGACUUUUAUAACAUAAUGAUCCUUUAACAGCUGAAAUUAGUUGCAUCAUUGAGCACGUAACUGGGAGUUCCCUCCGCCUUCGAUUGAACUGAAAUUGUGGAUUGUAACAAGGGUCUAAAACAACCUCUCUCCAGGGGGGUAAUGUGGAGAUGUACCCGGUUAGUACGGGAAAUUGACCAUCUUAUAACCCUAUAUGUAAACGUAUACUAAAAGCCCAAUUGUCUAAUUUAUUUCUUAUUCAUUGUAGUUUCGCUAGAAGGAGAAAACCCGCGUGUGUCAGUGAGAUUAAGAAGGAAACGUCGUGCAGAAGCCGGGACCGUACAAAGUAAGUAAAGCCGGAAACGUUUUGGACUGCAAAACAGUCCCGUUUUUUUGCGUAUUCAAGUACACGCGAGCAGUCAAACAAGCGUGUGAGGCUCGCGCACUUCGUCAGUGUAUGUCGAAUAUAACAUACAUUUCAGAGAUGAAGGGCACGGAACAUGAUUCCAAAUUCUACAAUUUAAUAAGAAAUUAAUUAUUCUUACUUCUACCUUUAGUGUCAUUUUUUACGUGAUGCACAUAUGUACGUCUUUUUUUCAAAAUAGCAGCUUCAGCAUUACCUUGAUGCUUGUCCAGAUCAUGAGCCAGGAUAUGUCCUAGGGCUAGUCUCCUUGGGUUGUUACCUUUAGUGUCAUUUUUUACGUGAUGCACAUAUGUACGUCUUUUUUUCAAAAUAGCAGCUUCAGCAUUACCUUGAUGCUUGUCCAGAUCAUGAGCCAGGAUAUGUCCUAGGGCUAGUCUCCUUGGGUUGACACCAGGCUUCCCAGGAGCGUUGCGUGACUACACUAAAAUCGGCUGCGUAGGAGACUAGGCUUAGGUAGACUUGCACAGUUUCUAUUUUUGGAACCAGAUUUCGCUACUAUCGUUACCUCUUGGGCCAUCGAUAAGUCUAUACAUCAUAAUUGUCGGCAAGUAAAAUUACUCAAGGCGGGUAAAUUGUUAAUGUACAGCAUGAGCGUAAAAAGUAUACUUUUUUUUAGCCAUAUAGGAUCCGGCCGGUACUUGACCAAAAUACAGUGCGGGACUAGGGAAAACGCAAAAUUUCUUGACGUGAUACGCAAUUUAACCGUUACUCGGAGAGCGGGAUUCACUUAAGGUGGCUGAACACAGUUUUGCGGGCGGCCAGCGGUAACUCUCGUGACGGCGCGUGUUUUAAAUUAGGCAAACAAACAUUGCGGCGUAGAAAGCAAUGUACACAGAAGACGAUUUCUCAAAAUCUACUCAUUAAAAUUUUGUAAUAUUUGGCACAAUUUUUACUUUUAUCGUAUUUUAAAUAAUGAGAACUUUAAAAUGGAAGUUGAACAGUCGAUUUUUUUUUGCGCAUUUAAUAAUUACAGUACGAUUAUAUUACUGAUUAUCUAAAAACCCGUCAUUUAAAAUUUGGUCAAACAAGUUUCAAAUGGUUAUGAUUAACUAUUAUAGUAGGCUGUGUGCAAGUUUAUAGGAAAUCUAAUGGGAGAAUUUUAUGUAAACUGAGCAAAAUUGAAAUUUUAAGGCUGUAUUCAAUCGUUCAUGUUGCCAUGGAAACUAAGAAAACGUCACAUUUUACCUGUCAAUCAAAAUCUUUCAUCAGUAUAUUUUUCAUUUGCCAAGUUUCAGUUUGUGAGCUGCAACCUUUGUAUAGCCAUGAUGUGGCAAAUAACGUGUACUCACAAACUACCAAAACUGUGUUCAGCCACCUUAAAUCUUGGCACGGGAAAGAAGAGGGUAUUCGGGGUAGAGAUGACAGAAGUUCGGGAUGCGGAAUUGUCGUGCAAAAGCAGGCGGACUGCGGGAUCAGGGUCCCCUAUCCCGGCAGACCCUGAUAGAUUAGUAAGGAGACUUAGUAAGGAUACCAUCAUAUGCACACAAGGCGAAUACGUAGAACAUAGCAGUCUGAUUAACUCAGUAAAUCAAUGCAUCCCGACGAAGUAAUAUGUUCGGAGUGUUAUGCUUCCCUUUAUUUUCAUAGGUUUUUUGUUUAGUUUUUUUCAGUCAUUAAUAAAGGCUUUCUUAGUCCAAAUCCUGCGUGUUGGUGGUAAGGUUUAGUGGGAAUUUAUCGUCAUCACGGGGGCGGGGGCGGGGGCGGGGGCGCGGUCGAGGUGGAAGAGACGAGGUCUGGGACGUAGAAACCAUGUUUUCACAACUUGCAAAGCAGCGGUCACUCUGCGUGGUGGUCAGCGGAUAAUUGCAGUAUUUUUCCCACAGUAAAUAUUCAGGCUAAUAUUUUUAUAUAGAAGCGAGAAACCAACCGGCAGAGGAAAUGAUAAAAAAAAUAUCAUGCAUCUCUGUUUUUCUUGCAUAUCGUAUUUGUCUUUUGGUACUGAAAUUGCAGGGGAAACUAAAACGCAACCGUGUUAAAUCUUAACCAACAACUACGCGCUCGAUCGAUUUAUAGAUCUUUAUAGGUUACAUCGUUUUUGCCGGGCGAGGACAUCAGAAGAUAAAAGAAGUUAUGAUGCUGAUAAAAAUUACUGGAGAGAGUGUCAAAUUUUUCGGAAGUGAGUAUAUUCAAGAGAGCCUUAUAAAUAUGAGCUCACAGCCGUACAUAUCAUACAUACCUAAACAAACAUAACUCUUCACAACGUUUCACUUCGUUUAUUACGAUUAGUCAACUCCUUGAAUUCAACGUUAAAAUUCAAUGCGAUCGUUAUAAACAAAUCACAACUACUACUGAAAGCUCUGUUCCUUGAAGAGACCUUAACUUUCCUAUAAGGUUUGCAGCCAAACACUGCUCGAUAGCUCAACUCUUCGGCUGUUCUUAUCAGGUAUACGCAGCUAUAAGUUGCAAAUCAGAUUCCAAACUCUGCAGAGGGAAAUUGUUUAACAGAAAAAGAAAACCACACACUAUGUCUGAAAAGCGACAUAAAAUCAAUAAAUUUGCGAAUUACCAAAAUGUAACAGUGAGAAACAGUCCGGCCUUGGACCGUCAUGUUUUUGUUCCUUCUCAAAACCGUUGAUCUAUGAUUUUUGACGUAAUGCGCAUGAUCAGUACACAAGUCCGCUGGCAAGACCCUUGCUGACUGCUUUGUAAGUUGUGAGAACAUCGUUUGGAUUUCAUGUAAGAGAAUGUGUCGGAAGUAGCUCCCCCCCUCCCCUGAUCGUCAUUCAUUGAUAUAUAGAGGAUAUUACACGUUGGCUCGAAGAUAUGAAUUUUAUGUUCGAGUGGCAAGAACAAUAUCUCACGAGCGAGCGAAGCGAACGAGUGAGAUAUUGUUCUUGCCACGAGAACAUAAAAUUCAUAUCUUCGAGCCAACGUGUAAUGUUCUUUUUAUUAUAUGGAGAAACCAAUUCAACAAAAGCAAAAGGCGGGAAUCGUGACGUCAUGGAACGAUACGACACUCACAAAGGUGACAUACGGAAAAUACGCCACUCGGGUCCCGGAUGAAGUGGCGUAUGGAAUCUACGAGUGGUUUAGUUCCCAGUAAAACACUCUCCUCCAUAUAAUAAAAACGGAUAAAGCAAGGGUAUCAAAAGAAAAACAAUGACGAAAAAUGCAGUUAAAGAUUUCAUUUUAUUUUGGAUUCCAGCAUGCCACGGUGUUUCUACUUACACUAAAAAUGUUGGUUGGCCUGUUCCUACUAAAAUUCUGCAUGUUGACUUCCAAGCCAAUUAUCGUUACAAUGUAUCGUGGAUGCCCUUCGAGGAGAAUACCAUCAAAGGUAAUGAACUGCGCAUGCUUAGUAAUGGCCGUUGAUACUUGGGUGUAAUUGGUGACAACCAGAUGUUAUCUAACCCCAGUUAGUAACUUAACCAGGGCUCAGUUGUUCGAUCAGCCGAUUAGCGCCAACCUGGGGUUAAAUUUGAUCCCGGUUUCUCUUUCUUUUGUUCGAAAGCAUUUUUCCGUUAAUUUUCUCUGUUCUAUUUAGAUACUCCUCUCACCAAAUUGUAGACAAAGAGAACUAAAUUAAACUGAAUUCAAAUUUCAACCUUGGGUUAACUUAACCCAGCUUUGGACAACCCGGCCCAGAAGUUAAGUUCCGUCUGUAGCGCAGGUUACCGAGAAUUAUGUCCUUUACUAUCGUCGUAAGUUUCAGAUUUUCAAUCGGGCUUGCGCCAGUUCUUAGGCAAAAAUAAGAUUGAAGCCAGCAGUGGCGGACGGAGGUGUGGGGAACACAUAUGCAGUAACCGUGAUUGAGAAAGGCUAGCUACCAGCUAGCUAGGGAGGCUCUUUUUAUUGGUAAGGGAAAACAAUGGCUCCUCUAGGAAUAAAUAGACGUGACGAAGUUCCUUGAUAUACGAUACAGCUUAGUCACCCACACUAAUCACAAUCUACUUUAAUUUUAUAUAUUUUUCAAACCCUAUUUGUAACGAACUUUCAGUUACGAACUUUCAGUUUUAUCUUCAUUUUUCUUUUACGCCUUGAAGAAGGUCUGUGUUUCGAACCGAAAUAUCGGGCAAAGUUGUUUAAAUAUAUUUUUUUGUUUUUUUCUUUUGUUCACUUAUUCAUCGCCUCGCUGUAAUGACCAGUUUGCCGUUUUAUAUUUUAUAAAGGCAAUCGGCUUGCAAGGAACUGUGGUAAAAAUACGGUCCAAAAAUUCAGAAGCAUCGUGGAUAGAAACCAAGAAUUUUUGUCCCUGUACGGAAUAGGUCUGCUGCCUUGCUCGCUCGCUUCAGGCUCGCUUGCGCGGCAGCAAUAAUAUCAUUUACAAAUAUUUAACUGAUGGAAAUCUUAAUUCUUUAGAACACAAUUGGACACAUUAUUCACUAUUUUACAAAUUCCGGAGAGACGAUGUUGAUGAGGGCCACGAUGUGGAUUGUGUACUUAUACCAAAGGUUAGUAAGCAAAGGUUUUUCUCUGAUUCGAAACGUGCACUCAGGUUACUAAUAAUUAUUGCACCUCUCCGUUGUUGUGAACACGUUAUGAUUUUCAAUAAAAGAAAAAGUAGGGCGCUGUGGUGGAACAGGAGGUCAUUUUUACGAGAAAAUAACCUACUGUUCUAUGAUGUAAACUGAGAUAUUACUUUUCAAGCAAAUUAAAGCAAAUAAACCGUCUACGUGGAGGAGUUGUGUGGUGGAGUCGUGUGGGGCAUUUACUAAUCUUUGGGCAUCUCGUCGCUAUUUAGGCGUUGAAAUGUGGAUUUAAGUUUGUCAGGAUGAUUUUUAGCAAGAAUGUCCAGCGGUGUCGUUAUUACUUAGUUUCAAAUCGUUAAACUCUUAUUACGUCAUUCUAAUGUGUUAAGAAUCGUACAUUGUGGCGCGCGCAAAUAGGUUCAAUUUGUUUUCGUACGACUGUAAACUGUUUGUAACCAAUUUUACAGUUUUAGAUGGAAACGAUGUUACAACCCUUUCUACUUUCUUAUGUCAAUGAUGUUUUUCUUAUGCUAACGUGUUUUUUUUUUCAAGCAUAAUUUCCCUAAGAAAACUGACAAAGGAAGUUUUGUAUCAAAACAAGGUAAACGUCAGCCUCACAUUCACUCGAAGGCUAGGGUACUAAGGCCACAACUGUGAAAUAGGCUAACCACUAGUUAUAGAAAUUAAUAUGUUUGUUUGCUUUAUCGUUUUCAGAACAGAACGCACUGGUUGUUAGAAUAUAAGCCGCCACGGUAUUCAUCCACACAACCGACGAAUCUCCUCUCUACAGUAUGUUUGAAUUUUUUCGAAGCUUAGGUUGCUUGCUUAUGUCUAUGGUAUUUUUGUAGAUCGGCUACAGUAUACCCUUUAUGUCAAAUUCCGAGGGAAACAGUUAUUUUUGUUUUCUCGAGAGUCCUGAUGUUUCCCACGACUUGGUCUUGGGAAACAACAGGACUCGAGGGAAAACAAAACUAACUGGUUUCCCGAGGGACCUGACAUUAAGUGUUUUGUUAUAUUUCUAGACUUUCACUUCAACGUACUUUAACAGCAACAAAAGAAUACGCUUUAGCGGAGCGAAUCAAAACAGUCGAGUCGGUACUUAUAAGAACACAAAUUUAA